Frankliniella occidentalis (western flower thrips) is the source of this 2041-nucleotide messenger RNA. Its product is annotated as glucose dehydrogenase [FAD, quinone]-like. Gene Ontology annotation, molecular function: oxidoreductase activity, acting on CH-OH group of donors; flavin adenine dinucleotide binding. The record is from RefSeq and is a predicted model, not a curated record. Bases 39 to 1928 code for a protein of 629 amino acids. The transcript has 14 exons. Lineage: Eukaryota; Metazoa; Arthropoda; Insecta; Thysanoptera; Thripidae.
CAUGUAUGCACUUCGUGGCAUGACUUUAUACGCUACUUAUGGCUCCAACAACAUCAUACCUUCACAAAACAAAGGACAUAAUGGUGCAGAGCAUGUGGCUCGCCCCUCUCACCUCGCCGGCUGCGUGGACGGCCCAGGCCCAGACGAACUGCUCAGCGGCCUCUGUCUUCGCCGCUCUUUUGACGGCCAUCGUCACGAAAGGCAUUGCGACGGCUCAACAGAAGGCAAAGCAGACCAAGGACAUUGUUCAGGGCCCCUACGACUUCAUCGUGAUUGGCGGAGGGAGCUCUGGGUCCGUGGUGGCCAGUCGUCUCAGUGAGGUGUCGUCGUGGAAAGUGCUCCUGCUGGAAUCUGGGGCCGAAGAGCCUGACCUAGGCAUGGUCCCUGCUCUAUACAACCGGUAUUUAACAGGACCGUUCUACGACUGGCAGUACACAUCACAGAAAAGUGCGUGGGAUGCUGGCCGAUCAAUUUACAGAGGUAAGGUAAUGGGUGGUUGCAGCGCCGUCAACGCACUUCACUAUACGCGCGGUAAUGCCGGCGACUACGACCAUUGGCGCUCUCUCGGAAACACGGGCUGGAGCUACAAGGAAGUCCUACCUUACUUUAAAAAGUCCGAAAACAACCUUGACCCUGCUAUCGCUGCGGAUACUAUACAUCAUGGGAAGGGCGGUUUGCAGGACGUAAUGCUGGACAGCUACCUUGCUCCGAACACCCAGCUGCUUAUGCAGGCGUACGAGGAAGCCGGCAUUCCAAGCGUGCAGGACGUCAACGGGGCGAAGCAGAUCGGCGUGUCUAGGGCACCAUCGUCCUCCAAUGGCGAGCGCGUCAGCACAAACCGAGCGUUCCUCACGCCCGCCGUGCGAAAAAGGCCCAACCUGACGGUGCAGACCGGUGCAACCGUCAGGCGUGUCAUCCUGUCCAGCGGGCCGGGCAAGCCGCGCGCCGUGGCCGUCGAGUACGACGGUCCGCAGGGCAGGAAGACUGUCAAGCUGAACAAGGCCGCAGUGCUUUCAGCCGGCUCCUUUAACUCACCACAGGUAUUGAUGUUGUCGGGCAUUGGGCCUAAACAACACCUUAGUGAUGUCGGAAUCAAGCCAAUUGUUGAUUUGCCUGGUGUUGGGCAACGUCUUCAUGACCACAUGUAUGCCAAGGGGAACGUCAAGUUCCAGCUCAGCAAAACGGCAACUCUAGGGACACAACAGCAGCUGAUUUCCACUGUUUCCCAAUACGUCAAGCAAAGGAUGGGCCCUCUCACGGCAACUGGCAACCCGGCCAACGUUUUCUUCCGGUCCAAAUACCAAAAAGCCGGUGAUCCUCGCCCUGACAUACAAAUUCCAAUCGGCGGCUCCCAGUACCUGACUUCCAAAGGCAAAAACUGUGCCACACCCGAGACAGCUGGCACCUACUUUAACCAGCUUGGCUUUAACGCUAUAAACCUCCAUCCCAAGAGUCGUGGACAGAUCCUUCUAAACAAGACGGAUCCGUACGGAAUGCCCCUCAUCUACUACAAUAUAUUUGGCGACGAGUCGGAUCUAAAACCUAUCUACGAAGCCUUUAGACUCGCCGUCAAACUCAACUCUACAAAGGUAUUCCGCGACAAUGGCAUCACUAUGAGCCAUAAUGUGCCGUCGCAGUGCGCCAAGCUCACUUUCAACACCGACGAGUUCUGGAAAUGCACCUUCAACGGAGUGGGCUCGGCAAACGGGCACCCUACGUCCACGUGCAGCAUGGGUCCUGAUAGCGACAAGCUCGCCGUUGUUACGCCACGUCUUGAGGUGCGCGGCGUGUAUGGGCUUCGCGUGAUCGACGCUUCGGUGAUGCCUGGCACCCCGAGCGGCAACACCAACGCCGUCUGCGUCAUGAUCGGUGAGGUCGGGUCGGACUUCAUCAAGCAGGACUACAAGACCAGCGAAAGCGUUGCCUGACCAAUGCCCAUCAAUCCGCUGUUUGGAAGGGCACUCUACAGCUCGUUUCAUGAUUCUUUGGUGUCUGUGCUAUAUCACGAUCAAUAAAAAACGCCUGUAUCAUUUCAACACAA